UCUGAUCAUAACAUAUUUCAGCUGAUUUCAUUCAUUCAUUGAUUACAGUAAACUUAAAACAACAAACAUAACGAAACAUUAGCAGAUUUAUAUCGUUCGAAAAAGCUAAAUCAUUAUCAUUAAUAAUCAAUCAAUUAAUUUGAUAAUCAAAACAAGAUACGAAGGACAUCGAUUUUAUUUCAAAUUUAUUGCAAUCACAUUUGAUUGGGUUUAUUUUUGUUUUGAUUAUCAUGUAGCUGCCUUACCUAUGUUGUUCUUUAUAGCUUUCUGCAUAAAAUUCUAGAAUCGAAAAGAAUAGGCAAAAUGAAUCUGAAUUUUUGGUUGCUUUCAAGCUCCAUUUGUUUAUUUAUAAAAUUAACUUCAGCUCAUCUGGAUCAGCGAUGCAAUUUCAGUAUGUGCUUGAAUUCUAUCUUUGGGCCGAUCCAACAUGCAUACUGUGAUAGUAAUAAUCGUUGCCGUUGCAAAGAUGGUUAUGUACCUGUCAGCCAUCAUCGAUGUGCUGAAGCGCAAUAUCCGGGUAAUCGAUGCGAAAAUGAUAAUGUUUGUAGGUCCAAAGAUGAAAAUUCGUUUUGCGAUUCAAAUCGAAGGGAUCCGAUUUGUGAAUGUAAAAAAAGUUAUAUCUUUGAUCCCGAACAGAAAAAGUGCAUUCUUUGUAAGUACUCAAGAUCAACACCAUUAUUUCCGAUGACAGCAAUUGUACUCAUUGCAUGCAUAGGUAUAUUCUGUGGCUGUGGGAUUAUCUGUCAUAAUUUUCGUCGUCAACCCGAGCUAUCAGUCAGCAUUGAUCAUAUUGAACGAUAUGCAUCCGGACGUCGACAAGCAUCUAAUCAUCAUCAUGGUGAUCUUCAUCAUUCAAAUCUAGCGAGCAGUUCACGAACGAAUAAUAAUUCUCGUAAUAAUUCAUCAGAUCCUGAUAUGCCUCUCACAAAUCCGCCGCUAUUGCAACCAGAUAGUCAUUCAAUAUCAUCAAAAUAUGAUUCACUCAUGUACGAUGAUCCGCCUCCUCCAUACGAAGAUGCUAUUAACGAAUAUCACGAUUCGGUUGUCAUUGAAUCACCGCUGCAAUCAUCAUCUUCAACUAAUAAUAAUAAUACUUUUGUAGAUCAACAACAAGUACAACAAACGACGAUAGGAUUCUGUACGGUAGAGGCUUCCAAGUCAUGAUGUAAACAAAAAUCAUCGAUAAAAAAUAAUAGUUCAUAUCUACUUUUAGUCAAACUAUAAGAAACUGCGACAUCCAGAUAAAUCAACUUUCCAAAAAAUUUAAUAACAUAUCCUUACACUUGUAUGGGAAACCCUUAUAUUAUUCACAGGCAAUUUUUUCUUUACUCCUUUUUUUGCUACUCAUUCCAUUUUCCCCUCUCUGGUCUGGGUAUUUAUUUCAUUCUAUAUUCUGUAUAAUAUCUGUGUUUGAGAA
Molecule: messenger RNA, 1417 nt
Organism: Dermatophagoides pteronyssinus (European house dust mite)
Lineage: Eukaryota; Metazoa; Arthropoda; Arachnida; Sarcoptiformes; Pyroglyphidae
Source: RefSeq, a predicted model, not a curated record